Neohortaea acidophila is the source of this 1813-nucleotide messenger RNA. RefSeq names its product putative MFS allantoate transporter. The transcript has 10 exons. Gene Ontology annotation, biological process: dipeptide transport; allantoate transport; tripeptide transport. The record is from RefSeq and is a predicted model, not a curated record. NCBI's taxonomy places the organism in Eukaryota, Fungi, Ascomycota, Dothideomycetes, Mycosphaerellales, Teratosphaeriaceae. The coding region runs from base 236 to 1813 and encodes 525 amino acids. Gene Ontology annotation, cellular component: plasma membrane. Gene Ontology annotation, molecular function: allantoate transmembrane transporter activity; dipeptide transmembrane transporter activity.
CGCACGGCGUCUGCUCCCCAUGCGUGCCCUCCUCCGCUAGUUAUCUCUUCGGAAGGCCAGGGUUCUCCGCAUUCACGUAUCAACGGUGGGGCGUGUCGGCCGACAGUUGAGCAACGAUGCGAUACCACGUUGUCGUGCUUUCUUCUUCUUCCUCUUCCUUCCUAUUUCCUUCUCACUCCCCCUCUCUACAUAGGUUUAUACCGUACUCUUUGCUCACUCAAGCUAGCCAUCCAUCAUGGCCGACAUCGAGAAGGCGCACGAUUACCACAUCGACCCGGAGCUGGAGAAGAAGGUUCCCCCGGCCUACGCUGACGCCAUUCGCCGCGGCAGCGUGCCCGAGGAGAUUCUCAAGCACUCGCACGAUGCGGACGAGGCGUUGAAGGCGGUGCAGUUGCACGAGGGCCAGGUGCUGGUGCUCGACGAGGCGACGAACAAGCGGAUUCUCAGACGCAUUGAUUAUAACCUUUUGCCGGUUAUGUGUGUUGUGUAUGGGCUCAACUUCCUCGACAAGGUCUCAAUCUCGUAUGCUGCAAUCAUGGGGCUUGAGAAGGACAUUGGACUCAAAGGGAACGAGUACGAAUGGCUUGGAAGCAUGUUCUAUUUCGGCUACAUCGCUUGGGAAUAUCCCACGAACCGACUGCUGCAGAGACUGCCCAUCGGCAAAUACAGUGCAGGCUGCGUGAUCGCCUGGGGCGCUGUGCUCACCUGUUUCGCGGGUGUGACGGAUUUCGGCGGCGCGGUCGCCGUUCGUUUCUUCCUCGGUGUCUGCGAGAGUGCCGUCACGCCUGGCUUCGCGCUGAUUACCUCGCAAUGGUACACCAAGAAGGAACAGGGCACCCGCACUGGUAUAUGGUUCAGUUUCAACGGUUUCGCACAGAUCUUCGGAGGCCUGGUAGCCUAUGGAAUCGCCAAGGGCGUCAACAAGGAUGGCGCGUCGCUUGCGGGCUGGCAGAUCAUCUUCCUGACUAUUGGCCUGCUGACGAUGUCGAUUGGCAUCAUCUUCUUAUUCGUUGUCCCCGACAACCAGUUGAACGCGAGAUGGCUGUCGGAAGAGGACCGCUACCUCGCUAUUGAGCGCAUCCGAGUCAACCAGCAGGGGGUCGGAAACAAGCACUUCAAGUGGUACCAGUUCCGAGAAGCCUUGACCGAUCCCCUGACUUGGGCCAUUGUCUUUUACGCGCUCGUAGCCGACAUCCCCAACGGCGGCAUCACCAACUUCUUCGCCCAGCUCAUCGAAGGCUUCGGCUACACCGAAGAACAGUCCCUGCUUUACGCCGCUCCCGCCGGCGCCGUCGAAGUCGUCACCCUGGUCGCCGGCGGCUUCCUGGGCGACCGUUACGGGAACCGACUGCUGGUUUCCACCUUUGGCCUCGUGACCGGCAUCACCGGCGUGGCGCUCAUCGUCGGGCUGCCGUUGGGCAACGACAAGGGUCGGCUGGCGGGCUACUACCUUUAUAACGCCGUGGCAAUGCCUUUCGUAGCGCUGCUCGCUCACAUUUCUUCGAAUAUUGCUGGCUACACGAAGAAAACCACCGUCGCGGCCUUGUACCUGAUCGGGUACUGUGUUGGCAACAUCAUCGGACCGCAGGUCUUCCGGCCACAAGACGCACCGCGCUACAUCCCCGCCGUCAUUACCAUCCUCUGCUGCCUGAGCGUGUGUCUGUUGGACAUUCUGUUCAUCUACUGCUACUGCCGCAUGCAGAAUAAGAAGAAAGCGGCCAUGCGCGCAGAGCCUGGGUACGUGAAGCUGGAGAAUCAGGAGUUCUUGGACCUGACGGAUCGGGAGAAUCCCGAGUUUACGUACACGUUGUAG